Anopheles aquasalis is the source of this 3221-nucleotide messenger RNA. Its product is annotated as elongation of very long chain fatty acids protein AAEL008004. Gene Ontology annotation, biological process: fatty acid elongation, polyunsaturated fatty acid; fatty acid elongation, monounsaturated fatty acid; sphingolipid biosynthetic process. NCBI's taxonomy places the organism in Eukaryota, Metazoa, Arthropoda, Insecta, Diptera, Culicidae. The record is from RefSeq and is a predicted model, not a curated record. Gene Ontology annotation, molecular function: fatty acid elongase activity. Gene Ontology annotation, cellular component: endoplasmic reticulum membrane.
CGACGGAGAGCGCCGUUCCCGUGUGGUGUGUUCCGUGUAUUUGAACGGGUAUCACGCCUGAUCCGCGCUCAUUCGCAGAUUCGCAGCCAACCAAGCAAGCAAGCAAGCCAGCCAGUCAGCAAGCAAGCACCUGUGUGCCACCUGCCCUCCCUUGCUUUGGCGAGUGUCACGUACUCGGAGGACGGACGACGGACUAGCAGCAGCAGCAACAGCAGAAGCCAACAGAACAGAACAUCUAUCGAACACUUCCGCGCGCGCAUUUCCGCGUGUUCGCUGGUGUGUCUGUGUGUUGUACGUGUGCAUGUGCAUGUGAGUUGUUAGUGUGCCUCGUAGUGGUGUCGCGGUCAUUGUGGUGUACUCGGUUUCGGGAACUGUGCGUAGUACCGUCCAGUAGUAUACAGUGGACUGCUUUAAAGUGAGACACGGUUCUGCCAAGCGAGAGACUUUGGAAUAAAGGAUUUAUCGGCAUCCAGCAGCAGCAACAGGAGCAGCAGCAACAGUGGAAGCAACAACUCGCCAUCGCGUCUCUCUCGAAAUCUUUCAAGUUGCAGUUCUCCAGCGGAUCCCUCGACUGCUUUCCUCAGCGUAGCGCGUAGCCCAAACCCUGUAGAAGGAGCAACAGCAGCAGCUAGCAGUGUGUUACGUUCGUUCGCCGCGCACAAGCAAACCGCACAAAACCACACAAAAUGGCCUUAAUUAUGAAAUACAUCGACAGUAUGCAUCACUACAUGGAUAAGUUCGGAGAUCCCCGGACGAAAGAUUGGCCCCUGAUGUCGUCGCCGCUCCCAACCCUAGCGCUAUGUUUAGGAUAUGUGUACUUAGUCAAAGUUCUGGGUCCUAGGCUAAUGGAAAACCGUAAACCGUUCCAGCUCAAAAACACCCUCAUAGUGUACAACUUCAUCCAAGUCGUAUUCAGUGCCUGGCUGUUCUAUGAGUGUCUGAUGGGCGGAUGGUGGGACACGUACAGUUUCCGCUGCCAGCCAGUCGAUCAUGGUACCACCGGACAAGCGAUGAGAAUGGUGCAUGCCUGCUGGUGGUAUUACUUCUCAAAGUUCACCGAAUUCUUCGACACGUUCUUCUUUGUGCUGCGCAAAAAGAGUAGUCAAGUGUCUACAUUGCACGUCAUUCACCAUGGAUGUAUGCCAAUGUCGGUAUGGUUUGGUGUAAAGUUCACUCCAGGUGGUCACAGCACAUUCUUCGGCCUUUUGAACACGUUCGUACACAUAGUUAUGUAUACUUACUACCUGUUUACUGCCCUCGGACCGCAAUUCCAGAAGUACCUGUGGUGGAAGAAGUACCUUACCGCCCUACAGAUGGUCCAGUUUGUUGCGAUCAUGGUACACGCUUUCCAACUGUUGUUCAUCGAUUGCAACUAUCCGAAAGCUUUCGUCUGGUGGAUCGGUAUGCAUGCUGUGAUGUUCUUCUUCCUGUUCAACGAGUUCUACCAGAGCACCUACAAAGCCCAAAAGCUGAAGCGAGAAGCGGCCAACAGGAAGCGGGAGGCCGAUGCGCUGUUGCUAAAGCAGCAGCAACAGCAGCAGCUAGCAAACGGUGGCACCCAUACGGCCAACGGUUCUGCGACGUCGGCGGCGCCGGCUGCGUCGAACGGUAGCGUCAGCGUAGGCAACGGUACCGGUAACAAGGCGGCCGACUACUACGUGCGCGGUGAUCUGCCGGCCGAGAUCGAGCUGACGCACCGGUCGAACGCAUCCAACACCGCGGGUCCGGUUCAAUAAUGGCGCGCGCCCGCGGCGUACUGUUGUUAUAAUUAAUGAUUAAUUUAUUUUAAAAACAACCCAACCCACAACCAAUUCGUGUCUACGAUUCCCGAUACUACUACUACUACUACUACUACUACUGCUACCACAACCAUCAACACCAACAACACCAUAACAACCACACGAUCGAUCCGUCGGUCGUGCACGUGCAACCGACAAAACCUAUUCCUUGUGCUGCUACCCCGUGAUGGUGAGAUUGUUUGCACCUUGUACGUUGCCUACUGGUGUGUCUGCUGGUCCCUUGCUCAUCUCAACUCAGGCAAAGUGCCGCCGUACCGGCGGAACGGAGAGAGCGCGGGCACGAGCACAAGGAAUGCACGCAUUCGACCAUCCCGGUUCCGGCUUCGAAAGGGAAGGCCCUGUGGCGUUCGCUACACUAUACUACCACUGGUUCUUCGCUCCGUUACGAUUCGUUGCGACGUCGGAUAGUGCGUCGUGAAGUGCGCUGCUUUGAAAAACCAUCGCGCAUCUGAUGGUAUCAGGGUCACGCGCCCCUAUCGUCCAGUUUAAUGCGUGGAUAAGAAAGUAUCCGCUGGAUCCGGUGUUUAUACAGUGAUGCUAUUUUGAUACAGAAAAAUGAAGAUAAAAACUAUACGAAUGAAAAACAAGAGAAAAAAACAGAACAAAACAAAAAAAACACAAGAACAAACAGAAACUGCUUGCGCAGCGAGUGUACAGGAAAAACAAGAGAGAGAGAGAAAGAAAGAAUUAACAAAAUGCAAAUGCAAGAUGAUACGGUGACAGUAGCAACUAUUAAGAAAGACGAGAGAGAUGCGCAAGAUAUGCAAAACAAUUGUAUAGGAAUGUGGUGCGUGCAAUAGCGCAAUGCGCGCAGUGUACGCAGCAGCAAUAGGGAAGAAAAGAGAAGAGAACAAUCAAAGAUUCACGUCGACGUUACAAUGAGUAACAAUAGGGGCGAAUAGACAAAAGGGAAAUUCAGGGCAACGUGAUAAGCGCGCGCGUGCCUGCAUACAGCGCUGCUGCUUCGAGCAGCGUGAUGAUAUCGAUAUCAGCACCGAUUCGACAACCGUUUCGUUGCUCCGUCGAGGUGCGUUGUUGAUGGUGCUGGGCUUUACCCGCCUCGAUGUGUCGCCGUUUCGCCUUUAAGCAUUUUCCCCUUUUUCCCCUUUUCUACCGCUGCCACAGCUUGAGAAGAUGUGGCUCCCAGAGGUUGCACCUCUUUCCCUCUCCUCCAUCUUCAACUCCCCCACCCGGGAAGCUAGGCGCAAAAGGCGAGCGAGCGAGUGCUCGGAAGUGAGUGAGGGUGUAUGUGUGUGCGUGUGUGCGUGUGUAUAUCUGUGUGUGUCCUAGCAUUAUAUAAGAGAGCGGAAGGGUUAAGCGACUCGCCAAUUCUAUUUUUCACCCCCUCCCUUUACGUUUAAGGAAUGAUUUUUAUUUUUCUUCUUUUGGAAAGCAAUAAAAAAGAGAGAAAAUACAUACACA